Messenger RNA from Guyanagaster necrorhizus, 1704 nucleotides. RefSeq lists its product as uncharacterized. The record is from RefSeq and is a predicted model, not a curated record. NCBI's taxonomy places the organism in Eukaryota, Fungi, Basidiomycota, Agaricomycetes, Agaricales, Physalacriaceae. Gene Ontology annotation, cellular component: membrane. The transcript is spliced from 13 exons. The coding region runs from base 274 to 1596 and encodes 440 amino acids.
CAUACCUCCGUUCUAUAUCUGAGAUAGUUGAGCGCAAUGUCAUUGGCCUAGUGAGGCCUAGUACUAAGAGCGAAGGAGACGGCCGACGAAUCCCGACGUGCCUUUUGUUAAGGGCCCGUCAAAAAAGCCGAUCUAGCCGAUGUGCAGCCGCCCCACAAUCAUGAUGGAUGCAUUUGUUAUCGCGUAUCUCUCGUUCAUCUGUGCUGGUUCAUCGCAGAGUGAGCAGUGCAUCCGAUUCGACGACGUCGUGCCCUACUUUUGGCUCUUACAAUAAUGGCCGUUUCUUCUUCAAACGACGGCUACGUCCCUCUCACUAGCAGGCUAUUGAACCCAAACGAUAGUUUGAUGGUGGACGGGUCUAAAUCCAGAUGGCGUCGUGUAGUCGAAAAUGCACAGAAGAUUACGCGUGAUAAUGUUGGCCUUCUGCUUGUGACUUUGUCGCAGCUCCUUCUCUCGGGCGUCAAUGUUGCGGUGAAAAUGCUGAAUGGAAUAGACCCCCCAAUAGGAACAUUGGAGUUUAUCGUCGUCCGAAUGGCAAUAACCUACCUCUGCAGUGUCGGAUAUAUGGUUUUCGCAGGCAUCAACCAUCCAUUUCUUGGACCGAAAGGAGUACGACUAUUACUCGUCUUCCGGGGUUUUUCGGGUUUCUUUGGGUUGUUUGGCACAUAUUUCUGUCUAAAAUACCUCUCGCUCUCAGAUGUUACAGUCUUAUCAUUCCUUGCUCCAUUUUUCACUGGGAUAUCUGGAGCCAUAUUCCUAAAGGAAAAGUAUAACUACAGAGAGGCCUUAGCAGGACUAAGCAGCUUGGUUGGCGUCGUCCUCAUUGCAAGGCCGACCUUCAUUUUCGGACACCUAGGAGAAGAGUCUAAUCUGAGUGCUGUUAGUGAUGGAGUGCCCUUAUCAGGGGUGCUUCAAACGGUCGUAACACCCCAGGAGAGACUCACCGCCGUAGGUGUCGCACUUAUUGGUGUUCUAGGCUCCACAGGCGCUUAUACGUCCUUAUGCGCGAUCGGUAAACGCGCCCAUGCUCUACAUGCCUUGGCUUCGUUCUCUAUGCAAAGCGUCAUCGUCGGGUCUAUCGGUAUGAUAGUAAUGCGUACGCCGUUGGUUAUCCCGACUCAACUCUCAUGGGGAGCAUUGUUGGCUGUGAUAGGUUUUCUGGGCUUCUUUGCUCAGGUUGCCUUGACUAUGGGACUCCAGCGAGAAACGGCGGGGCGUGGUACGAUAGCCAUCUAUACUCAGAUUAUCUUUGCAUCGUUUGCAGAGAGGAUAUUCUUCCACACUACAUCCCAGGUGCUUUCUGUAUUGGGGACCAUUAUCAUCCUUUCUUCUGCGUUAUACGUUGCUAUUACGAAGAGGAACCGCAAGCAGGCUUGCAAUACCUCAGACGAUGAUAUUUCACUUGAAGAGGGUCUUCUCAGUGGUUCAAAUGAUGAUAAAGAUGUGUUUAAAUCAGCUGCCCCCGCCGAUUCGGAGGGACAUUCUUCGAGUCAGAGUAUUCUGGAGUCGGAUUACGAUUCAGCUGUGGAAAUUGCGAGUCCUACGCCGUCUUGCUCUGAUUCUCAAGAGGUGAUCCUUCAGAACCCGACAGCUUAGACCAAUCAUGGUAGAUUCCAACGGGGGUUUAUUAGGCGACGUAAAGCCAAAGUGCCGGAAAAGCUAUCUACCCCUUGCUUUCCCUCAGGCGAACCCAGGAUUUGUGAG